UCACACAGAACCUGUGGAAAAGAAGACACAAAAAAUCAACCAUGCUUUCAACUACUACUUGCUCCCUGCCUGCUACCACUUUCUUAGUGCUGCUGCUGACCAUCCUUUUUCCUUCAAAUGGCCAACUGAAUUCAACCUUCUAUUCUAGCACAUGCCCAAAUGUAUCAUUUAUUGUGAGCAAUGCUGUUCAGCAAGCUUUGCAAUCUGAUUCCCGUAUUGGUGCAAGCCUUAUUCGUCUCCACUUCCAUGAUUGCUUUGUCAAUGGCGGUGAUGCUUCCAUUUUAUUAGACCAGGGUGGGAACAUCACACAGAGUGAAAAAAAUGCAGCUCCCAACUUCAAUUCUAUUCGGGGCUUUGAUGUAGUUGACACCAUCAAAAGCGCCCUUGAAAAUUCAUGCCCCGGCAUUGUGUCUUGUGCUGAUAUUCUUGCCCUUGCAGCUGAAUCCUCAGUGUCCAUGUCUGGGGGCCCUUCAUGGAACGUGCCACUUGGAAGAAGGGAUGGUCUUACAGCGAACCAAGCUGGUGCUAACAGCUCUAUUCCCAGUCCAUUUGAGAGCCUAGCCAACAUCACAUCCAAAUUCUCUGCUGUUAACCUAGACACAACUGAUCUUGUUGCAUUAUCAGGUGCACACACUUUCGGUCGAGCUCAAUGCCAAUUUUUCUCCCAAAGGCUAUUCAACUUCAGCGGCACAGGCAACCCCGACCCUACCCUGAACUCAACCUAUUUAGCAACUCUUCAGCAAAACUGCCCCCAAAAUGGCAACGGCUCCACCUUGAACAACCUCGACCCUUCGUCCGCCAACGCAUUCGAUAACAACUACUUCACCAAUCUUCUCACCAACCAGGGUCUUCUCCAAACGGACCAGGAGCUAUUCUCCACAAAUGGCUCUGCCACUAUCUCCAUUGUUAACAGCUUUGCAAAUAACCAAACGGCGUUCUUCGAAGCCUUCGCGAAGUCGAUGGUUAAUAUGGGUAAUAUCAGUCCCUUAACGGGGACUCAGGGUGAAAUUAGAAAUGAUUGUAAGAAAGUUAAUGGAAGUUGAAGACAAGAGAGAGAGAAAAUGAGAGUACCACGUGAAUGUUUUUGAAUGUUGUUUAUGUAAUUUUGUUUGUAUCAACUAAACUUGUGUUUUGGUUUUUGCAUUUGUAUGGGUGAGCAGGGCUACAAUGUUAGUAUGAGAAUACAUGGUGGUUUAAGAAAUUAGUAUCCCUUGACCUUCUCACCUGUUUCCUUAAAGAUACUAGUGUUUAUAAUUUUAUUA
This is a messenger RNA of Lotus japonicus, 1262 nucleotides long. Its product is annotated as peroxidase A2-like. Gene Ontology annotation, biological process: hydrogen peroxide catabolic process; response to oxidative stress. The record is from RefSeq and is a predicted model, not a curated record. Bases 42 to 1043 code for a protein of 333 amino acids. The transcript is spliced from 4 exons. Gene Ontology annotation, molecular function: peroxidase activity; heme binding. Lineage: Eukaryota; Viridiplantae; Streptophyta; Magnoliopsida; Fabales; Fabaceae.